This is a messenger RNA of Candidozyma haemuli, 2262 nucleotides long. It is a transcript of the gene RIM13, whose product is annotated as Rim13p. The transcript has a single exon. Gene Ontology annotation, molecular function: calcium-dependent cysteine-type endopeptidase activity. Gene Ontology annotation, biological process: proteolysis. The record is from RefSeq and is a predicted model, not a curated record. Lineage: Eukaryota; Fungi; Ascomycota; Pichiomycetes; Serinales; Metschnikowiaceae. The coding region runs from base 1 to 2262 and encodes 753 amino acids.
AUGUCCUCAGAUGAAGUGGUAGAUAUCAUAAGCUAUCUACAGGACAGCCAUGAGUACCUCGCCGAGGGAAAGGCUUCAGAAGCAAGGGUUACUUGCAUGAAAGCAGCUGUUAAGGCCAAUAAGCUUCUAGAGGUACUGGAUCAAGGUAGUAUCCAUGUUGCUAAGGCUUUGGCGUCAUUUACGUUACAAUGGUUUGAGAAGCUUAAGAAAGAUGGCCAGAAGGCCUUGACAAUGGCAGAGAAGCUUAUGUGGCUUUCUUGCGAGAUAUAUGACGUUGACUGGACGCCGGUGCUUGACUUUGGCGGUGGGCUUCGGUCUAUAGACUUUCUGCCCACCGACUGCUAUCAGAAAGAACUAGAAUUUCCAAGUAUAGGUUUUCUGUAUGGAGCUACGUUUAAGAGUCCAGAAAUGACGUCUGGUCUUGAAGGCUUUGGCGACUUGUGCCAGGAUUUGCUUCCAAACUGCUCGUUCGUGCUGUCGCUUCUUUCCAUCCACGAUAUGGGCCUUGGAGAAAAGCUCGAGCGUCUUGUUAAGUACAACCAAGAGUUGGGCGUGGCCAAGGUGAAGUUGUAUAUCAACGGCUGUGAACGUGAACUCAAUAUCGACACAGAGCUUCCUUUCAUGCAACCUCCUCACCAGGAUCGGUAUAUGAUGGUCCGUUCCAGCACCAACAGCCUGCUCUAUUGGCCUGCGAUCCUCGAAAAAGCAUACCUCAUUGCUCUGGGAGAUGACUAUAACUUCUCUGGCUCCAACAUGGCCCAGGAUACUUAUAUGUUGCUUGGAUGGGCACCAGAAGUUCGUAAGAUCAGCAAAUUGAGCAUUGAUCUGCUUGCAGAGCUCUGGGACCUCAAGAAACGUGGCCUUGUGGCUUUGGGAUUGGGUACUGGUCCCAUGCUGGACUCUUUGGCGUCCCAGUUGAAGGUUGUUCCUGGCCACGACUAUGUUGUAUGUGGAUACAGCAAAGACGGGGUUACCUUGAAGAACCCAUGGGUCAGUGAAUCGAGAGACCGUCUUUUGGAAGUUGAUGCCUCUGUGUUUGGCCAUUUCACCUACUUGUAUUUGAACUGGAAUAUGGAUGCUCUCUAUAAGCACAGCUUUUCCACUUCGGUCAUCAGUGCACCUCCAAAGUCGUCUACGCUUCUUCUUGAUAGACCUCAGUUUGUCCUUGAGAACAGCUCGUCUGAAACACAAUCGGUUGGAAUUGUGGUAGAGCAGUUCUUGGUGAAAACGGAACCCUUAUCUCCCUACUCUGUCAGCGUUUAUGAAAACACAAGAGGAAAAGUCAUCUACCCUUCACAAUAUGUUCGUGCCGCUGGCGGCAAGAUGACAAAGUCUCGCGUUUACUUCUUGAAGUUCGAUAUCUCCCCCAAUUCCAAAUAUACUCUUGUCAUUGCAGGAACAGAGACUAAGACCAUCUUUCUGGUAAAGCUCUGGAGCCACUCGCCUACUGUGUCGCUAUACAAAGCAAAACCACAAUAUGCAAAUGUUGUGGAGAUCGAGGACUCGUGGACAGCAGGGGUUGAUAAUGGCGGUAACUGGGCAUUAGAGCUGUAUAUCGACAAUCCACAAUGGGACUUGGAUAUUAAACAGAGGCUUCCAAAGAUGUUCAUUGCAGUUUCGUCCAGUGAAACAGCAGAUGUCAACUUCCAUUUGCUUCAUACAGACAAAUCCCAGCAUAUGGUCAAGCUCCGCAACUUUGACAAGUCAAAGCUUCUUUUCUGCGACAACUACUCGCCUGGUAUUCACCAUCAUGAAGUGCAUGACGUGGAACCUGGUCAGCUCAGGUUGGUUGUCUCAAACUACGAUGCUAGUGUUUCUGGUAAGUUCCAUCUUAUCGUGAUGUAUGAUGGUGGGAAGAAUAAUGUUGAAUUGGAAAAAGUUCCCAAAGCUUUGGGGCUUUACAACGAAACGGUGAAGUUCAAUUGGGACCAAAGGAAUCGCUACAAGCUAGUUAUUCGUUCGACUGUCCCCAAUACGAAGGUCACAUUCAAACUACAAGCAGGCGAGAAACCGCAGACUCUCUCGCUGUAUCGACCAGCUGUACGUGGGUCUCUCUUUGAUAGUGCGACACAACAACCCGUGCUGGUGAAUGAUAAAUGGAAUGACAGCGUUUACGGAGUGUUUGUUGACUGUACGCUUGCUAAAGCUCAUCAUGACUAUAUUCUAUUAGUUGAGCGCUUUGAGACCGGCGACGGCGUUUGUCGUGUAACGCUGGGAUCUUCAAGCAAGUUGACCAUCACAGGAGAGGAUAAGCAGGUGUAG